AUGAAUCUGGGAAUGCGGACAGUCAGCAGCGCGGAUGGCGUUCGAUUGUGGAGCCCAGUCCAUAUUGUUCGGCGGCACCUAUGCACAGCCUCGCAAGGUCCGGCUGCCUCCACUCCGUCGUUGACCGUACGCGUGCCUUCGGUCUCGCGGGGAAGGCCACAUGCACGCACACUUGUCAUCUUAGGCGAUCUUCGACCCGCCGAGGCCGCCUUGAGAUGUUUCCAGCCGGGGGUAACCACACGAUUUACGCAUGGUAGGAGCGGGACCUGUGAGACGGGAUGCCAUAAGCUGAACGUACUGAUCGAAUAUCGGAAUUACGCCGCACAAUGCGACUGCGCGGGCCAGCGUCAAGUACAGGAGCAGCCCAUAAGCGAGCGGUUCCUUUCCGAGCAAAGAAACUCGCGGAAACUCGGCAUGAAGGCUUCGAUCGAGCUCGCAUGUCGGAGAUCAGGCACGCGGAGAGCCGACAUCCUCGUUAACAAGCUGUGGGCGCCGAUGGGUGAGACUUGGCGGUGGACAACCACGUCGAAAGGCUCAUCCAGCGGCGAUGUGCAGAAUGGGCCCUUCAGCGGAGAGCAGGCUGUGCAGAUACUCCGAAAGUUCGCGGAGAACGCGCUCCUGGUAGGGCUGGGAAAUGGAAGCGAGGAAAGAUGGACGAGCGGCGAUGGCCACGAAGGAGAAUGCGAGCCGGGCUGGGGUCGAGAUGUAGGAGACGAGGCGCAGAUCGAGGCGCGAUUGAGUACGGGGAAUGCGUGGCUACCAAGCGACGAUAUACGGCAAGAGGAGCCAGGAACGAGCCGGGGGAUCAGACACAUCGAGGAGACUGAAUGGCGAAUGUGGGAAGAGGGGGCUAGGUACGAGAUGGGUGCUGCGGAGAAACGGCAGGAUCGGCUGAGAAACGGCAUGGUCCAGCGUCAUCUCCGGAUCAGAGCCAAUCGUGGCUGUAUCCAGUUCGACGGAGAACGGGACACGCGAGGACCGCACGACUUCAGUGGACAGAAGCACGAGGAAGCAGCCGAUGACGACGACGACGCCGAAGAAGACGACGGCAAGGGCCCGUCAAAAGAGCGCCGGGACUCGAGCAGCAGCAGCAAGCUACAACCCAAAGUGAAGAUCGAGAGCAGUAAUGGUUCCAUCCCCAUUCGUCCUGUCGCACAGUCUAGCAACGACGUGUCCAUGACCAUCGACCUCAAUCACCGCAACUCGCGCAGCACACCCACGGGCAGCAUCUCAUCGACGAUCCCCACCUCCGGGGAGCGGCACAGCGUCAUCCCGGCGCCCGUCGUGCGUGGCAUAUCCAUAGCAGCAAAACGGCCACGGAUUGAGGAGACGCACGCCCCCAGCCUGCCACAACUCCCGCAGGGAGUGAGUAUCUCCUCGCUCGGCUCCAACCCGCCCUCCUACCCCUACCGCCUCGAGGUCGACAUGAGCCAGUACCCCAUGCAGAGCCACAUCACCCCGCUCUCCGUCCCGCCGUCACACAGCGCCUCGCACCCGUCGCUGGCGCCGUUUUACAAUGCCAACGUGGGCGGGAUGCCGGGCCUGCCGGGCUCGCAGAGUGCGCCCAUGGGCUUCCUCCCGCAGCUCCCGCAGGCGCCGUUCGACAUGGGCCACGCGCAGCCGCCGCCGACACUGCGCACCGUGACGUUCCCGUCGCAGACGCCGUCGCCGUAUACGCCACAGCAACAGCCCGCGCAACUGCACAGCGCAUCAAGUCUCUUCCCGAUGCAUAGUCGGCCUGCGUCGAAUAGCAUUAGCAGCGUCCGCUCGAUGGCGAGCUAUGUUCUCCCGCGCUCUCACCCGUCGAGUGGAGCAGUAUCUCCAGAUCGCGGCCUCAAGCGCGCGCGAGAGGACGAUAUCGCCGCCAUGAGCGAAUUCAGCGGAGACGGAGACAGCCAUACAGGCCCGACCGAAGCUGCAAUACGGCGGAGUCUCUCGGUCGACAAGCCCCCAAGAUGCACGCAGUGUGACAUAGGCACGUGCUCCAACUGGACUUCUCCCAUCACGAUGAAGUUGAGUGGUCAGCGUGACAUUGGGGUUUCAUUGUCCGCGAUCCUGUCGUUCGUCAUUCUCGCAAGAGCAUAUCAGAACAAGGUCAGUGAGGUUGUGAAUGCACCAAGAGUAGAAUCUCCGGAAGCAUCGGUUGACCAUUACUGUUCAGCAGUAUUGAAAAUGGGUGCCAACGAAUUGAAGGCCGAUGCGCUCCUUCAGUCCAAGCCGGACUUUUCCCCCAGCACAGACGUGUGGUAUAGCGAUGGCAGCGUGGUGCUCGUUGCUGAAAAAACGGCGUUUCGUGUUCAUGGCACCAUAUUGGCGGCACAUUGUGAGAUUUUCAAGGAUAUGUUUGCCAUUCCCCAGCCCUUUGUGGCAGAUCCGGACGCGGAGACGUACGAGUCUUGCCAGGUUUUGCGCCUGCAAGACUCGCCUGUCGACCUCAAACAUUUCUUGAAAUCUAUCUACGACUUUUCUUAUUUCCGCCCCGGAGCGAAGACAAAGUUUCCAAUAGUUGCGGCAGUGCUCAGGUUGAGCACCAAGUAUCAGGCUCCUGCUUUGCGACAGCGCGCCAUCGACCUGCUUGCCACGGCGUAUCCUUCAACGGCUACUGCGUGGCAGCGCAGGUCUUCCGAUCGGCUCGUCCCUCCAUUCGACGAUGAACACCUAGCAUGUAUCGAGCUCGCCGUCGAGACCGAUGUGCGCGUCAUUCUCCCCGCGAUCUACUAUGCUGCCACGCGCGAACAGUUGUCCGGCGUGCUCGCAAAGUUGUCGAGGCUUGCAGUCGCUCCGUCCAUCCAGUGGGACGUCUGCACCGACUUUCUGGUCGGCCGCGAGCGGCUUCUCCAGGCAGAACUGACUCACAUACUCGCAUUCCUCGAUGCUAGUUUUUCACGCCCCAAUUGUCAGACCGGCAAUGACAAUAACGUGUUGGCGACCAUAGCGCGCAAUGCUUUCCACAAAGUCGUCGGAUCUGAACCAUAUCACCAGUGGUGCAGCGCAAAGCCUGGCGAGGUCGGCCCUGCUCUGCCGGUCUGCGCGACUUGUUGCAAAACCAUCCAGCAGUCCAUCGAGGCCGGCCGGGAGAAAGUGUGGGAACAGCUGCCUGGGCAAGAGACGGACUGGAUGAUCCUAAAUCCGCGUGAAUGUCUUCAUAAUGAGAAGGAUGCUUCGGCACAAGCGAAGCACCUGUUCGAGGACAUAUGCUGUAUCGUGGACUCCGAUUCUAAAAACGUCGAUACGAACAACACAACCCCACAGACACAUCUGGAUUUUACACGCAGCAGAGAUGUCUGGUUUAGCGAUGGCAGUGUGGUACUCGUGGCGGACAAGACAGCAUUCCGUGUACACGCCACCAUAUUGGCAAUGCACAGCGAGGUCUUCGGCGACAUGUUUGCCAUGCCUCAGCCUUCUGAGGCCGACCUUGAUGCAGAGACAUACGAUACUUGCCCGGUUCUUCGCCUGCAAGACUCGCCUGUUGAUCUGAAGCAUUUUCUCAAGUCUAUCUACGACUUCUCAUACUUCCCUUUUGGGGUGAAAACCCAGUUUCCUCUCGUCGCAGCAGUGCUCAGACUGAGCACCAAAUAUCACGCACCUGUUUUCCGGAAGCGUGCCAUUGAUAUGCUUGCCACGGCAUAUCCUUCGUCGGCUGUUGCGUGGCAGCGCAGGUCAUCCGAUCGCCUUGUACCCCCUUUCCCGGACGAACUCCUGACGUAUAUCGAGCUCGCUAUCGAGAUGGAUGUUCCCGUUAUCCUCCCAGCUCUGUAUUACGCUGCAGCUCGCAAGGCACUGCCAGAAGCGCACGCCGAACUAUCGAAGCACGCCGUAGCCCCGUCCGUGCAGCGUGAUGUCUACACCAACUUCUAUCUCGGUCGCGAGCGACUACUCCAGGCUGAACUAACGCAUGUGCUCGCCUUCUUCGACACGGGCUUUUCCUUCCCAAAUUGCCAAAAUCGGCACGACUCGGAAGUACUGGACAGAGCUGCUCGCAGUAGCUUGCGCAAACUCGCCGGCCCUGAUCCAUAUCACCUGUGGUGUAGUGCACACCCUUCAAAGGCUGCCUCUGCGAUGGGAGUCUGCGUGAACUGUACAAAUACUAUCCGGAGUUCCAUCCAGGCAGGCUGUCAAACGGUUUGGGAACAGUUACCAGGGUUCUUCGGUCUCCCCGAUUGGGAGACUUUGCUAGGCAUGGACGACGGAACGGACAUCGUUGUGCCGAAACUAGAAGAAGAAUAG
Molecule: messenger RNA, 4227 nt
Organism: Postia placenta MAD-698-R-SB12
Lineage: Eukaryota; Fungi; Basidiomycota; Agaricomycetes; Polyporales; Adustoporiaceae
Exons: 16
Coding region: 1-4227 (1408 amino acids)
Molecular function (GO): protein binding
Source: RefSeq, a predicted model, not a curated record